AUGAGCUUCGCCAUCGAGGUGCCGGGAGCGGCCGUCCCCUUCAACCUGCCCGACCUCUGCAAAGCGCUUCAGGCCGGCAACUCAAGCGACCACAGCCAGCGUCAGGCGGCGUCUCAGCAGCUUGAUGAGUGGCAGACACACCCAAACUACUUCCCGUCUCUGCAGCUCGUCUUCCUCGACCGCACGCUGCCCUACGAAGUCCGCUUUCUCGCCGUGAUCUUGCUGAAGAACGGCGUCGACAAAUACUGGCGCAGCUCGGCACGACUAAAGGGCGGGCUGCACCCCGACGAGAAGGCACUGAUCCGCUCGCGGUUGUUGCAGGGCACGGUGGGCGAGGAGAACCGCACGCUGGCACUGCACAAUGCACUGGCAACGGCCAAGGUGGUCCGCAUCGACUACCCACAGGACUGGCCGGCGGCGCUGCCUGACCUGGUGGCGCUGCUGCGGAGCGUCAAGGACACCGAUCCGGCCCAGCUGGGUGGUGGGCUGCUGGUGUUGCUGCGGGUGAUCAAGGAGCUGGGCAGUGCCCGGCUUCGGCGGUCACAGACGGCGCUGCAGCACAUUGCGGAGGAGCUGUUUUACCUUCUGGGCGACAUCUACACGGCCAACACGACGAUAUGGAUGGGCUAUCUUACGGCCCAGAAUGGGCAGCACGGAAAUGGUAACGGUGCGAGCCGGACAAACGUCGACUAUGCGAUGAUCAACAGCUUGACGGCCCUGAAAGUGCUGCGGCAUCUGGUGAUCAGUGGCUUCGAGCACCCACACAAGUCCAAGCUUGUGGAGGAGUUCUGGUCCUUGACACAAACGCAGUUUGACCAGUUCCUAGGCUAUGUCAACAACAACCACAGCCAAGACGGCAGCAGUGACGACGAUAUUGUCGGCAAGCACCUGCUCAAGUUCACGAGAUUGCACAUUGAUAUGAGCGAAGCACACCCUGCGAGCUUUGCGGCCCUACCCAACUCGGUGGCCUUGGCACGCGCAUACUGGGGCAUUGUGGCCAACUUUGCUGACGUGUAUACGAACUCGGGCGGCCUACGGCAAAACGGCUCGUCUGAUAAUGGCGGUGGAGGCGGCGGUGGAGAAGGAAAGUCAUCCAAGCUUGAGGGCCCGCUGUCGGAGAGGCUUGCCCUGCGGGGCUUAUUACUACUCAAGAGCUGCAUCCAGAUCGUCACCCAGCCACUGAAGACGUUCAAGUACCGCAGCGCCGAGGCGCAGCAGGACCAGAACGACGGCGUUCAGCGCAUUAAGAGCGAGCUGUUUACCGACGAGUUCUUGCUACAGGUUGUCGACACCAUCGUCACAAAAUUGUUCGUCUUCCGCAAAUCCGACCUCGAGGCAUGGGAGGAAGACCCAGAAGACUGGGAAGCACAGGAGAGUGAGUCGGGCGCGGCAUGGGAGUGGCAGGUGCGGCCGUGUGCUGAGCGUGUCUUCCUCAGCCUUCUCAUUCACAAUAAGCAGCUUCUGGUGCCGCCACUUCUGGCGUACUUCCAGCACGCGAUGCACGACGAGACAGAUCUGCUGACAAAGGAGGCCGUGUAUACGGCCAUGUGCAAUGCUGCCGUGGCGAUGGGUAAGGCAUUUGAUUUCGACAACUUCUUGAACACGACUCUUGUUCGAGACGCCCAGGUACAUGGCCCCCUGGCCAAGAUCUUGCGCCGGCGCGUCGCCAUCCUGUUGGGUUCGUGGGCCUUUUACGAGCUGCCGGAGGAGUCGCUCAAGGUGGUGUACUCGGCGUACGCCCAUCUACUGAACAAAACGGAUCCGGCCAACGACCAAGUGGUUCGGCUGACGGCAGCCCGCCACCUCAAGUCGACGGUCGACGACUUCCAGUUCCGUGCAGUCAUUUUCGAGCCGCACGCAGCUGGCGUGUUCUCGGCCCUCAUCGACCUGCUGCAGGAGGUUGAGAGCGACGAAACAAAGUUGGCAGUGCUCGCGACGAUGCGCACCUUCAUCGAGCGUAUGGAAACGAUUGCGGGCCAGUUCAGCGACGGCGUGGUGGCGGCGCUGCCGGGCAUCUGGGCAUCCGCACCCGAAGACACGUUCAUGAUCAAGCAGGCCGUCCUGUCGAUCCUGGCGACGCUCAUCAUGGCACUCGGCGCGGCGUCCCAAAAGUAUCACGCGCUUAUCUUGCCGUUGAUCGCAGACGCCAUGAACCCGACCUCGCCCGUGCACCAGUUCUUGUUUGAGGAGGCCGUGGAGCUGUGGCGCAGCAUCAUGAGCCAGUCGGCAGCACCUCUGGCGGCCGAGCUGGUUGACCUGCUACCCCUUGCGCUACAGGUGCUCGACUACGACUCGCAGCUCGUGCAAACGUGCCUGGAGAUUGUAAACGCCUACAUUAUCUUGACGCCCGACGCGGUACUGACGGACCGGUUCCGCGUGCCGACACUGGAAGCCCUGACGGGCGCCAUGGACGCCAAAAAGUGGGAGAUUGUGCACGCGGCUUCGACAAGCAUUCAAAAUGUGAUUCGCUCGGGCGAAAUGCUGGGCGGUGAGACAGGUGUGGCGUCCAUUGUGAACGACCUCGUGCGGGUAAACAUGCUACCACGCAUUUGCGAGCGGCUGCGGGCCGCAUGGGAGGCGCACCAGUCGACAGGUCCCAAUGCCAAGACCAGCCCGAUCAAGCCGACGACGCAGGUCGAGUACGUACUGAUCCUGAGCCGUAUCGCGCUUGGCAACCCGAACGCGAUUCUCAACCUUCUCGGCUCCCUCCCACUGCCAUCCGGCGGCGUGCCGCAACUGACUGAAGCGACGAGCGGCGCCAAUAUCGAGGCGAUCUGGCCGUGGCUCAUAGCGGAGUGGUUCGGCAGCCUUGACAACAUGGGAAAUCCGGAGAGCCAAAAGGUGGCGUGCUUGGGGCUGACACGGCUGCUGGAGGUGCAGAGACCGUUGGGUGCCGGCAGCGGUAUCCAGUUUUCGGACCUGGUCCUCGGCCGCCUCCAGGACUACCUCGCGAUGUGGACGAGCACCGUGAUGGAUGCACAGGGCGACGCGACGAAACCCGAUACGUACGUGUGGCCCGAAGGCGCGCCACCGCCGACCGAGUUCGACACGCCGCUGAUGACGGCCGAGGCGGCGUUUGUGGCCAAGGAUCCGUUGCACACACAGACUACUCACGAGUUCAUCAUGGCGCGGCUGAUGGACGUGAUUGGGCGAGUGGGCGGCGAGGGGGCUUUCAACGACAACUGGCUAGUGAAUGUAGACCGAGACGUGCUGGCUGGGUUCCAGGCCCUGACAACGCCCCGUUUGCUCUCAGCCUCCUGCGGCACGGCCACAACAACCUUGCCCCAAGUCUCACGGCCACCGAGCGCCUUGAGCGUUGCCGGCACACGGUCCAGGCCCGAAAACGGCUCGCCGUCGGUAAACACUGUCGGCCGGAACGCGCCCCGGUCAAUCAGCCGCCGCAGGCCCUCCCACACGGCCGGGAUUGCCUCGAUCUCUUUUAGGCUUUUCAAUCUUGCCGGCCGCAAAGCCCACAAUCAGGAUGCGGCCGUUCCACGCCGUGCACUUGGUGCUGAGGUCGACCAUGCCUACAGGAUCGUAGACAAUGUCGACGCCGCGGCCGCCCGUCAGUUUCUUGACCGUCUCGGGCCAGUUGGUGUCGGACUUGUAGUUGAUGGCGUGGUCGGCGCCGAACGCGCGGGCGACCGCAAGUUUGUGCUCCGUGCCAGCGGUGGCAAUGACCUUGGCGCCGAACGCCUUGGCGACUGGAGUGACGCGGGGUCUCGUGGGCGCCGUGACAAACAGGCCGGCGGCUUCCGUAAAGGACCAGCCGGGGGGGACGGGCUGCAGCUGGCUCUCCGUGGCGACGACCUUGGUAGCAUAGGCGCCCUGGCUGGCACCAAAGACGCGGUCACCAACUGCAAAGCGCGGUUUUAG
Sporothrix brasiliensis 5110 is the source of this 3876-nucleotide messenger RNA. RefSeq names its product importin. Gene Ontology annotation, biological process: protein import into nucleus. The record is from RefSeq and is a predicted model, not a curated record. Gene Ontology annotation, cellular component: cytosol; nuclear envelope. Lineage: Eukaryota; Fungi; Ascomycota; Sordariomycetes; Ophiostomatales; Ophiostomataceae. The transcript has 4 exons. Bases 1 to 3876 code for a protein of 1291 amino acids. Gene Ontology annotation, molecular function: small GTPase binding.